GGUGAAUAUACAGACAUGGAUGACCAUAGUUUGUACCUCUGUUACUUUGUUGGCUUUCUGUUUUGGUCCCAGCACCUACCUCUAGCCAGGUGUGAGAACCAGCGAAAACUUGUAAUGUUGAACGCGGUUUAUCGCCAUGGCGACCGCUCUCCUACUCACAUUUAUCAAAAUGAUCCGUACCAAGAAGACGUGUGGCCGCAAGGAAUGGGAAUGCUAACACAAAAAGGAAUGCGCGGAGAAUAUGUUCUUGGUAAAUUCUUCGAGAAACGAUAUGUUGAAGAUUACAAACUUCUGAACGCCACUUACAUUCACAGAGAGAUCUACAUUCGGAGCACUGAUAUAGAGCGUACGCUAAUGAGUGCACAGACACAGCUGAAUGGCCUGUACCCACCAAAAGGUCAUCAGAUAUGGCGUGAUAAUUUAGACUGGCAACCAAUUGGAAUCCACGUGGUACCGUUAAAAGAAGAUUAUCUUCUCGCCGUUUUUGACUACCCCUGCCCUCGCUAUUUCAAACUUAAUGCGGCGGGCAAAAAGGAGCCGGGAUAUAUCAAAAUGACACUACAAUACAAGGAUUUGCUGGCCUAUGUCUCUGAAAACAGUGGAGAACAAAUUGACGUGUCAACUAUGUUCAAAAUCAGAGACCCAUUGAUAUGUGAGAAAUCCCACAAUAUGACACUGCCCGACUGGGUAUUAAACGGUACAACAUAUGAAGAUAUUGGAAAAGUGUCUGACUAUGGCAUGGGAUGGAAUUUUAACACCCGUGAAAAAGCGAGACUCACUGGAGGUGCACUGGUGGGAAGAAUGAUUGAAAACAUGAAACUCUUCUCAUCGCCACAGAAGAGGAGCGAAACCCAGGAACCUGUUAGGAAGGUCUAUCUUUAUUCAGCGCACGAUACCACGCUUUCAGCAUUUAUGAGUGCUCUUGGAGUGUUCAAUGGAAUUUCACCCGAUUACUCCAGCGCUGUCAUGGUUGAACUGUUCCAAUCCGGAGGAGGCCUGGAGGUUCGUGUGAUGUAUCGAUUUGGUCAAAAUGAACCCCAUGCUCUGAUACUGCCUGAGUGUGAAGAGUUCUGUCCACUGGAUAAAUUUAUUAGGUUAACACAUGACGUUAUACCAGAAGACAUUGUGAAGGAAUGUGCAAUUGAGCAGGAAAAGUGUACUUGUGUUAAAGUGACUGAUUAUGAACCAAAGGGAUGUUACAAGGAGGCACGGACAAAGAAGAAGAGAAUUUUCCCCAAGACAUUUGGUGUCGUCAAAAACGUUGACUUUGUCAACCCAGAUGUAGAACAGAUUUUCAACGAAUGCAAGAAACUGGCAGAGAAUGAAGGCUAUGAAAUCUUUGCUAUUCAGAAAAUCAACAAAUGCGUGACAACAAAAGACGGAAAGACAGCAAACUUUGCUAAGCAUGGCAUAUCGUCGAAGUACAUUGUAGAUGAUAAUGGAACCGGUGUUGGCAUGGACAGUAAAGCAAACUUCGUUUAUUCAGGGUAAACUUGGGAACGUUGAACACCUGGAGACAGCUGAUAUAAGUCGUGACAACCAAGUCAAUUGCUAUGCUUAAACUUAAGCUCAUUCAGCUUUUAGGAGCCGGUGAAAAGUUUCCUUUAUUGAGAUACUGUUAUUGGGGUGUGAGGAGUUGGUGUUAUGACCAAACAAUAAAGAAAUGUCGAGGGAUCUUUCAGGUGUC
Molecule: messenger RNA, 1687 nt
Organism: Orbicella faveolata
Lineage: Eukaryota; Metazoa; Cnidaria; Anthozoa; Scleractinia; Merulinidae
Product: prostatic acid phosphatase-like
Biological process (GO): dephosphorylation
Molecular function (GO): phosphatase activity
Source: RefSeq, a predicted model, not a curated record